AUGGAGUCGAACAACAUUAAUCAUAAUAAUAAUAAUAGUACCAUGGAAACCGACCAAAGUAUCUGGGAAAUCUAUUCCAAUGCUAAAAAGUUACUCUUUUUCAAACCAAGAAUGGAUUAUCGUGUUGAACGUGAAAGCUGCAAAAAUGUGCAAACCCAGAAGAACAUGAAUAAUCUUGUCGAUGAAGAUGGUAUGGUAUCGACAAUCUUUGAAAACGAAGAGAAUAUUAGACUGAAAACCAAUGAUUUCACAGACUUUUCCCAGUUCCUUGACUUUGAUGCCAACCCCGAAUUGAAUUUCAUGAAUGAUUCGUUGGUAUCAACAACAAAAAUCAACAUCACUUCAACAAACAAUACCUCAAAACCUAAUAAUAACCAACACAAAAAUGAACACAAUAUCAAGACCAUAAAAUUUAAUCCAAUGCCGUCGCCGACUUCUGAUUCCUAUGGCGGAUCCUCGACAAAUUCGCGAUCAAGAGCCAACAGUUUUACGGGAAAUAGUGGCAAAAACGACAGUAUAAUAACACCCAGGGAGAAGUUUAAUCAAGGGAUCACAGGAAUACCGACUAAUGGGAUUGCCACGCCCGUUUCAGCAGCUGAAAGUCCCUGUACGACUAUUACCAAUAAUGGUAAUAGUGCUACUGUUAAUGAAGAAUUCAAUUCACUCAUUGAUAUCUCAACUCUAGCAGGAGGAGCCAAGACAUCACCAUCAUCACAAGAACUUGACAAUGAUAUAGAAAUUUCGGGUCAAAUAAAGGCCCCAGUACCUACUCUGCUGGUUCAACAAAAACAACAAUCAGAACCAUUGCUAAAACAAUAUCCAUCGAAAAAGACCUUGGAAUCUCACACUCAACCUAUCCCAAUUAAGGUUGACCAAUCAUCAUCAACUGACGUCAAAUCUCCUAGUUCGGUAACGUCAACCAACAGCACCAUCAAAACUGACAACUCCAAAAAUAAACCUGUGACAACAUGCUCAAAUUGUCAAACCACAAAAACUCCACUUUGGAGAAGAAAUAAUGAUGGUAACACUCUUUGUAACGCCUGUGGUUUGUUUUUGAAAUUACAUGGAACAAUGAGACCUUUGACUUUAAAAACUGAUGUCAUUAAAAAGAGAAAUUCCAAGAAGAAUCUCCUUAGAAAUACUUCAUCAGGAAACCUUCUGAACUAUGGAAGAAAUAGUUACUCGAGUAGCAAUCUUUCAAACUCUUUUCAUUUCCAACCAGUACAUUCCCAAAAAAUUGCUAUCAAUUCUCCAAAUUCACAAAUAAUGUUCGAUGUUAAAAUGAACCGCCAACACCCAAGAUCUUACUCAAAUAAUGGCCAAUUCCCCGAAAACAACACUCCUUCAAAUAACCAUGUUCUCAUACUUCCAAAACCUAAUCAAUCAAAAUCCGUCAGUGACAACAUGAGUGAUUGUUCAUCUAGUUCUGCACCAUCGAUCAGAAUUAGCAAAAACAGGGGUGGAAGAUUAAGACAUUCGUCUUCAUUUGUCCUGUCUCGUCAUGGGAGUAGUGUCAACUUGGCUCAAGCCGACGAUUCAUUAAUGUCUCCAAUUUCGCCAAAUGAGUCGGAAUUUUCCAAUAAUGAGGCAUUUGAAAUUUUCAAUUCACAAUCAUGUGGCGGCAAUGUUUCUCAGCCUUCUUCUUUGGGGAGUAAUCUCAAGGGGUUCCAAUCUAAAUCUAAGAAUAAUUUUGCGAAAAAUUCCCUCACUUUAGACAUGAAUUCUAAAAGAAUGCCACUGUCAUCUACCAACGGUAUACAAGUUCGAAGCCCGUCAUUUGUUAAUCUUAAUAGUCCUUUCAUACCUCAAAUGCCAGUGCCGUAUGGUAUGCUAAAUCAACAACAACCACCACCACCAAUACCAUUACCACUACCACAGCAAUCGCUGCAACAUCCUGCUUUGCAUUCUUUUCCACCCAAAGUGAUCUCUCAGCAAGAAUUCACUCCGGCCAAUGGUCCAAGCACCAUAAAUAGUGAUUUCAGUGAAUUGAUGACUCCAGAAUAUCAGACGGAUUUCCUUAACAAUAACCUGGGGUUUUUUGAUAUGAAUUUUGAUGAUUCACAGGCGGAAGCAAGAAAAUCUCAAGAAGUUAAGAAAGCAAGUACAAUCGAUACCAAAGAUUUGGGCUGGUUAGGGUUCUGGUGA
Saccharomycopsis crataegensis is the source of this 2145-nucleotide messenger RNA. Its product is annotated as nitrogen-responsive transcriptional regulator. The coding region runs from base 1 to 2145 and encodes 714 amino acids. NCBI's taxonomy places the organism in Eukaryota, Fungi, Ascomycota, Saccharomycetes, Ascoideales, Saccharomycopsidaceae. The transcript has a single exon. Gene Ontology annotation, molecular function: RNA polymerase II cis-regulatory region sequence-specific DNA binding; zinc ion binding; DNA-binding transcription factor activity, RNA polymerase II-specific. The record is from RefSeq and is a predicted model, not a curated record. Gene Ontology annotation, biological process: positive regulation of transcription by RNA polymerase II; negative regulation of transcription by RNA polymerase II.